Trematosphaeria pertusa is the source of this 1345-nucleotide messenger RNA. RefSeq lists its product as uncharacterized. The coding region runs from base 103 to 1176 and encodes 357 amino acids. Lineage: Eukaryota; Fungi; Ascomycota; Dothideomycetes; Pleosporales; Trematosphaeriaceae. The record is from RefSeq and is a predicted model, not a curated record. The transcript is spliced from 2 exons.
CCUUACCACGAGAAUUGUUGCACCGUCUUGUGCGUACAGCUCAAUAACUUGCUCGUGUCAGUUCCAUACGCACUUCUCCCUGUUUGCUGAUCAAUAGCACCGAUGCCCUCCGAAGAGCUGGCGGCCGCUGACGUCAAACCCGUUCACCAAGUGGUAACCUCGGAGACUGCAUCUGAUAGCGAGCAGGCGAAUCAAGAGGAGCUUAAAACGCAUGACGAUGAUGAGCAAAGUUCGCCUCCCAAUCCAGGGAAUCACGAAUCACGCCCGCUGCUUGGUAAUAGGCCGCGAUCAGAGGCAGGCCUGCGCCUAGACCCCCCAGAGCGGAUCGUGGUCUCGAGCGAUACACGCUACCGCGUACGAUGGCUCGGGAUUUCUUGGUCAGGCAGAAUAGAGGAGCCUCUAUGUGCACGAGCAAACUUCCAACCGCAUCCUAGAAGAGGCCUCUAUACCGACCUCCAUAAAUGGACCAGAGGGCAGGGCCAAGGAAGUAGCGCGCAAGAGGAAGGAAACGAUCAACAAGAUGGUCUCAAUCUCAAAUGGCUAUUGAGUUCAGAGCGAAAGAUGGAUUGCUACAUGGAAACCCAACGCCGAUACGCUCACAAUCAUAUCGUGAUCGGAAUCAUGGACAAGUGGACCGGGGUACCGCGCGAGCGCUUGAUCGAGGGCAUAGCUCACCAGCACCUUUUUCAGGCCAUUCGGCUCGCGUCUAGACAGCUCCGGCCCUGGUGGAAGCGCGUUUUGUCAUUGAAAAGCAUCCAAGGGUUCGCCGUCUACCAAUGCCACCCUGUCCAUGCCUACCACGAGGCGGUCGAUUUGGAUCGUCAGACCGAGCUCCUCCUGACGGAGUUAUUUCACGACUAUACGCGCCGCAAUACCCUUUCCGAGCUCCGAUGGCUUCCAUGGAUUCAGCAACGUUUCAACCACGGAGACCGUGAGCCAGGGAAACCUUGCUAUGCACUGCAGCUUAUUCUCCGGUGGUCUAUUGCCAAAAUAGCUGUCUAUGGUGUGACUCCUAUUAUCCUGAGUCUUGCGGUUGGGUUCUGGUUCCAGUAUGCGCAAGAGGGUGACAGGAUUGCCAUAGUGCAGACUGCGUGGACAAUCUCGUCAUUCAUCAUAGGAGGAGCGAGUGUGCUCAUUGCGGUGAUAGCUGCCAUAACGCAGCUCGGGGGUAUCUGACGGUGGUUUGCCGACACUCGGCUAGUACAGCCUGGAACCCCAAGAUAGAAUUAUGAGGCCUCCAUGCCUAAGCAGUUGUGCGCUGGUAGAGAUGCUAUAUAUUGUAAGGCCAAGUGCUGUAACUACCCAUUCUAUUGGAAGCUAUUGGAAAUCGAGAGCUCCUCACCAU